UCCCAGGCUCCCAGUGGUAUAAUCUCACGACCAGGCAUAUCAGAUCUGCCCAGAGUCUCAGUUCCAGAGGAUGCUACCGUCAUCAAGUCAAAGCGUCUGCCCAAGAACAUGAACUACAUGACAGAAGUGGGUAACGGCCACAUUGCCACGACCCUCAAAGGUCACAUCAUCUUUAUGAAUGGCCUCUUCAAUGGCAACAACGACACCAGUCACAGAGCUCGUAUACAGACCACCGUCAACUAUGACGUCAACGCCACAGUGCCUGCUGGGAUGGACAGAACUUUCAUCCUGGACAUGGGCAGAGCCACAUUCACGGAGCGUUACGAAGCAGCAGACGUGAACAUCUCUCUCAGGACCUACGCGCACCGGAAGCUCGACCGCAUCCUGGUUGUGGAGCUUGAGAUGUCACGUGACGACCCAUCACAAGAAGUCAGCGCCACAGUCAGCCUGGACCAAGGACCUAUCAGUGUUGAUACCGACUUUAUAGGGGAAUCAGAAGGCGUCAAGCAUUUCAGGACAAAGGAAGCAGAGUUUGAAGAAAUAGCACCGAGGACUGACUUUUAUGUGAAAGCUUCACGUUUUCUGAGGGGUAAGAUCAGAAUGGGCGCCGGCAAGACUUCAGAGACGUUCCUCGCCAUUACAGCCAUCGGCGUUGACAGAGCACGGGUCAUAGAUGAGUUUAAAAAAGCGGUUUCUCUCUUCCACUCUGGGAAUCUCCUGUCCACACAUGUCCAAGAGUGGAGCGACGUUUGGAACAGAGGCCGAGUUGAUGUAGAAGGGGACGUAAGCGUUGCCCGGCUGAAUUACGGAGCUUUUUACUAUAUCUUCAGUUCUCUCCCCUUUUACGAUGACAAGUCUUGGCCUUUUAUUGGCUUAUCUCCUGGCGGUUUGGCCCACGGGAUAGAAGGAAAGGCUUGGAGACGUGUCCGGCGAAGUUUGUGUCUGACCACGAGAUUCACAUCACGGCUGACGUCAGCUUCAUGAUGAAGCAGUACUGGCAGCUGACCAAUGACCUGGAGUUCAUGGCCCACAUGGACGGUGCAGAAGUGGUCAGAGAGGCUGCCAAAUUCUGGAUGUCCAGGUCCACCUACAACCCAGAGGUGGAUACGUACAGUAUAAACACUGUGAUGGGCCCAGACGAGUACCACUAUCCAGUGAACAACUCUGUGUACACCAACAGUAUUGUGGCCAUCAACCUGAGGUUUGCCAACAAAAUCUCCAAGAUCUUAGGACUGCCAGUGGAGCCGAAGUGGGAGCAGUUGGCCUCUAAACUGGUCAUCCCGUACGACGCUGUGCAGGAUUACCACCCAGAGUUUGAAGGCUACACGCUCCCUGACCAGACCAAGCAGGCAGAUACGGUGCUUUUGAACUUCCCCCUCAUGGUGGAUAUGAAGCCCAGCACCAUGGAAAAUGACCUCAGAUUUUAUGAACAG
Molecule: messenger RNA, 1433 nt
Organism: Aplysia californica (California sea hare)
Lineage: Eukaryota; Metazoa; Mollusca; Gastropoda; Aplysiida; Aplysiidae
Product: protein-glucosylgalactosylhydroxylysine glucosidase
Biological process (GO): carbohydrate metabolic process
Molecular function (GO): catalytic activity
Source: RefSeq, a predicted model, not a curated record